This is a messenger RNA of Varroa destructor (honeybee mite), 1170 nucleotides long. Its product is annotated as proteasome subunit beta type-6-like. Gene Ontology annotation, molecular function: threonine-type endopeptidase activity. Gene Ontology annotation, cellular component: proteasome core complex; cytoplasm. NCBI's taxonomy places the organism in Eukaryota, Metazoa, Arthropoda, Arachnida, Mesostigmata, Varroidae. The record is from RefSeq and is a predicted model, not a curated record.
GAUGUGCUAACAUGAGCUGAAUUCGGCUGACACUUUCCAAACCAAGCAAGUGCGAGUUUUUUUAACUUAAAUAUGCUCGACGUAGAUAAGAAGUCGAUGCAACAACACUUGCCAUUCCACGAUACAGCACCAAUCAAACAACGAUCUAUUUACUAAGGACCGUCAACUCAUUUUGGUGUACUUAUUUGUGUUGAAAGUGCGACACUCAGCUCAUGCAUUACGUCACGAGAUCUCCUGGGUCAUGAUGCAGGCUUUUCCCGACUUAAUUUAUGAGCCAGUCACCAUGGGCACGACGCUCAUUGCCGUGCAGUUUAAAGGUGGCGUGGCAAUUGCCGCUGACUCCCGUAGUGCAAUGGGAACCUACGUAUCCAAUCGCGUUGCCAAUAAGAUUACCCAGAUCACCGACUACAUCUAUUGUUGUCGUGCCGGUUCUGCCGCCGAUACUCAGACGCUUGCUGAAGUUGUGCAAUACGAGCUGGAUUUCUACGAGAGGGAAAUCGGGCAACAACCUACCGUUCGUGCUGCAGCCAAUGUUCUUCGUGGUCUAUGUUACGAAUAUCGUGACAGGAUGACUGCGUCCAUUAUUUGCGCCGGAUGGGAUCGCCAAACAGGGGGGCAGAUAUAUAACAUCUCCGCGGGAGGGUCAUUAGUACCUCAACGAAUAGCUGCGAGUGGUUCGGGUAGCCUCUAUAUCACAGGCUUUCUCGACUCGCAAUACAGACCUGACAUGACAAAGGAGGAGUGUGCCGAAUUAUGCCUCAAAGCAGUUUCUUUGGCAAUUAAACGUGACGGAAGCUCAGGAGGUGUAUGUCGCUUGGCUGUUAUUACCGAAGACGGAGUCGAGAAACGAAUGAUUCCCAACGAUCAACUCCCUCAGUUCUAGAUGAGAUACUAUCAGAGUUAACUUCGAUAAUAACUACAUGAAUAUAAAACAUACACACUGUAUGUACUAAAGGGGAGUUUUUGGUGCAAAUAUGGUAAAUAAUUUGAAAAAGUUAUUUGUGGACAGAAUAAAGCAGAGCGCUUUAAUCGAACGAUUACAGUGAAAAGCUGACACAGCAGCGAACCUUUGAGACAGGUCGUGUGAGACUGAGUGUAGACAUUCGACCAGAAUAUUGGUAUAUAUUUUACUAUUGAAUAAAGGAACCACCUGUCUCAUAUUAAUAUGUA